CUUACAUUAAUUACUGAGUUAACUUGUUUGGCCGACUUGACGACUGACUCGUCAAAUUGGCAUGCACAUGUCAUCUAAUGUACGGACCAAUCAGACUCAUGAGCCUAGGUCUCCUCAGCGAUUCUCGAAACUAUCAGAUUGCAAGUCAAGACCAAUGCCAAUGAUGUGACAUAUACCCUAUUCACAGUUAUGAGCUGCUUGAUAUACAUGUCGUGAUCGUUUCAUUAAAAUACCGUGAAAAAAUCUUGGCGACGCAUCUUGCAUUUGAAUAUUUUCUUAAACAUGUAGGAGGAAAGGACCGGUGAAGAGAUAGAUUUUUCGAGAGUUUUUGAUUGAAAUCUUGCACCAUAACUCUUACAGAACUUUUCUUGUCCCCCUACUCUCAUCACAUCUUCUUCUCUGCUCCGCAAGAGAGGAAUUGAAAAACAAAACACAUAAUUUAUGUCAUCUUCAUCUUUCUUAAAGAAAUCUGCUUCGGAUUGUGUGAACUUCCUAAAAUUAUUCAACAAUAUUAUUUAAAAAUUAAAUUCAUAUGUUUCAUGUAAUUUAAAUACAAUAGAAAACGUACCAAUCGCUUAAAAAUGACAUACAAUGAUUUAAAUGGAAAAAGUACUAGAAAUGACAUGGAAGUUUCGAUCGAUCUUCUCAUAAAACCUCAGGAUAUUAAAAAUAAUUUAAAAGAUAAAUAUUUCAUGGAGAAGCUGCUCAAUCCAUGGGAGGAAGGUUCGCUCCCCUGUCCGGCUUGCGGUAUGCUCCCCUGUCUUCCUCUCACUUUCUCUCCGUAAUGCUCUCUAUUAUUUCUCCUUGUGAAGCCAUGGUUUGGUCUCCAUGCAGGCCUGUAAAUGUAAUGGUUCGUUCUCUCCUUGCUGCAGUCUUUUCUCUCAUCCUCUGCUGUUCUUCCAUGGCGGAGCUAAAGAGGUUCUUCCACCCACCUAAAUCCGAUGGUUCUCUGAGCUUCCUGGCCAUUGGUGACUGGGGAAGAAAUGGAACUUUUAACCAAUCACUAGUUGCCUAUCAGAUGGGAAUAAUUGGGGAAGAACUUGACAUUGAUUUUGUAAUAUCAGUCGGAGAUAAUUUCUAUGAGAGUGGAUUGAGAGAAGUUGACGACAAAUCAUUUGAAGAAUCCUUCACCAAUAUCUACACUGCCAGCAGCUUGCAGAAGCAGUGGUAUAGUGUUCUUGGAAAUCAUGAUUAUCGAGGAAAUGUGAUGGCUCAGUUGGAUCCUCAGCUCGGGAAGAUUGAUAGCCGCUGGCUCUGCAUGAGAUCAUUUAUUGUGGAUGCAGAGAUUGCAAAUUUCUUUUUCUUGGAUACAACGCCAUUUGUGAAGAAGUAUUGGAAGAAUCCUAAGAAGAAUCGCUAUGAUUGGAGGGAGGUGGCUCCCAGGAAAAAAUACAUCUCAACCCUUUUGAAGGAUUUGGAGAGAGCACUGGGAGAGUCAGCUGCGACGUGGAAGAUUGUUAUUGGGCAUCACACACUAAGGAGUGUGAGCGAACAUGGAGAAACUCCCGAGUUAGUCAAGUUGCUUCUGCCCAUGCUCAUUAAUUAUGGUGUUGAUAUAUACAUCAAUGGUCAUGAUCAUUGCCUUCAGCACAUCAGCAGUACUGACAGCUUUAUUCACUUUCUGACAAGUGGAGGGGGAUCAAAAGCUUGGAGGGGAAUAAUAAUGCCGACAGUGGAGAAUGUGGAGUUCUUCUAUGAUGGUCAAGGAUUUGUUUCUCUUCAGCUGAGCUCAACUGAAGCCAAUAUCAAAUUUUAUGAUGUUUUUGGCGCUGUUUUGCAUCAAUGGAAUACUACGAAGGAGUUCUAUGAUUAUAUUGUUUAAUGAAGGAAAUGUAUUCACACUAAAAAUGUGUUUUUUAUGGGUGUUUAUAUGUUUUAUAGCUUCUUUGAGGAUUAGAUUGCAAAUUGACAUCUAAAUAAAA
Phalaenopsis equestris is the source of this 1922-nucleotide messenger RNA. Its product is annotated as purple acid phosphatase 17-like. The transcript is spliced from 7 exons. Gene Ontology annotation, molecular function: acid phosphatase activity; ferric iron binding; ferrous iron binding. NCBI's taxonomy places the organism in Eukaryota, Viridiplantae, Streptophyta, Magnoliopsida, Asparagales, Orchidaceae. The record is from RefSeq and is a predicted model, not a curated record. Bases 713 to 1822 code for a protein of 369 amino acids.